Molecule: messenger RNA, 524 nt
Organism: Colletes gigas
Lineage: Eukaryota; Metazoa; Arthropoda; Insecta; Hymenoptera; Colletidae
Product: cyclin-dependent kinases regulatory subunit-like
Exons: 4
Coding region: 188-475 (95 amino acids)
Biological process (GO): regulation of mitotic cell cycle
Cellular component (GO): cyclin-dependent protein kinase holoenzyme complex; SCF ubiquitin ligase complex
Molecular function (GO): protein kinase binding; ubiquitin binding; histone binding
Source: RefSeq, a predicted model, not a curated record
AGGACGAUAGUAAUUACUUCGUAAGCAGUUAAGCACGUGGGUUGAUUUAAUCAUGCAUUGAACGGACUAUUAUAAUAUCGUCAAAAGUAAGGCAAAAUUGGUUUCUGUAUACCUAUAUAAUUGCUACGAAAACGAUUACAGAAAAAAUAAAAUAAAAUUAACAAAUGUUUACAUUUUGGGAUUCAAUAUGCCAAUUGAUCAAAUACAAUAUUCUGAAAAAUACAGCGAUGAUAAGUAUGAAUAUAGGCAUGUUAUUCUGCCAAUUGAUUUAGCGAGGCAUGUUCCAAAAACUCAUCUUAUGUCGGAAACUGAAUGGAGAAACUUAGGAGUCCAACAAAGUCCUGGUUGGGUCCAUUACAUGAUGCAUGUACCAGAACCUCAUGUACUACUGUUUCGUAGACCAAGGACCGACAUUCUAGCAACUACGAGAACCACAUCUUUUCGAAGAUUGUACCAAGGUGUAAACUGUAUUUAAAAUUAAUUUAUAAAUAAAUAAUCUAUAAUAAACUUUGGCCAGGUUUAAU